This is a messenger RNA of Xyrichtys novacula (pearly razorfish), 390 nucleotides long. The record is from the annotation of a GenBank genome assembly. NCBI's taxonomy places the organism in Eukaryota, Metazoa, Chordata, Actinopteri, Labriformes, Labridae.
AUGGGGAACGCCCUGUCUGUCAUAUCAUCGUAUCAGAAAAGAAAGCCGUUACCUAUGCACAGCAAGCUGUUGGGAGAUCCUGAAAAAAGACAUCUGUGUGCAUGGGCCGAAGAUCUGCAGCAUGGACAGACUCUGUCCAGCAGCUCUGUUAGGGUUUUUGUGGCACUGCUGCAAGAUCAAGCACCCAUGGAAACAUCCGGGAGGAUCACCUUCAUUGGGUUUAUGGAAGCUGGGUUGUCAGGGCAACAAUGGUACCACCCCUCUGUAGAUCUUUCCUCAGCUCCUUUGACUUUUGAUUAUGUCCUUGCCUUAAAAAGACGCCGAAACAAGUCACAUGAUUUAGCGCUUUUUAGUCGAAGCCAUUUGAUUUCUGACCGCAGUUUGGGUUAG